AUUGGUAAAGAGAAAACACAACCGACUUUGGGUAAAAUGAAGUUGAAAUAGCCGAAAAAAGAGAAAAAUAAAUAGAGAGAGAGGAGCCUUUUCAUUUCACACGACCGAAUCAAACCCCUCUCUUUCCUCUACCUCUGUACUUUCAUUUUAUUUUCAUCAUUAUUAUUAUAUAUAUUCUACUUUUCUUCGAUUAUUAUCGUUGUUAUUAUACUGUUCUCUCUUCCUUUUGAGAGAACAGUAUUAGAACUAGACUGUCACGAUCGUUGAACCCAGGUGGUCAUAGAGCAAUGGAGUCUCCCGAUGAGAUGGGAUGCCAGGCACCAGAACGACCUAUUCUUUGCGUUAACAAUUGUGGUUUCUUCGGAAGGGAAGCUACCAUGAACAUGUGUUCCAAGUGCUACAAGGACACAUUGUUAACUCAGGAGCAGGACAAACUUGCUGCGACAUCAGUUGAAAACAUUGUGAAUGGCAAUGGAAAGCUAGCUGUGACUGCAGGCGCGGUUGAUGUACAAGUUGGAAAUGUGGAGGUCAAUACAGCAUGUCCCGAAGUUCCAGAUAAUUCGGUCUUUGGUGAGAGUGUGGAGAUGAAAGCCAAGACUGGUCCUAGCAGAUGUGCCACUUGCCGGAAACGUGUUGGAUUAACUGGUUUCAGCUGCAAAUGCGGCAACCUCUUCUGUGCAAUGCAUCGCUAUUCUGAUAAACAUGAAUGCACUUUUGAUUAUAGAACUGUUGCUCAGAAAGCCAUAGCGGAAGCCAACCCAGUAAUUAAGGCAGAUAAGCUUGAUAAAAUCUAGCUAUGCUUCAUCUUUUAUCUGCAAGUCUUCGUAUGCAUUAAACUGCUUGGGUUUUAAAUAUCCUUUAGUGUCCACAAAAUGAUCUGUCAUGAUAAUCAAGGACAAUUUUAGGGAAAACCAUUCCAUGUUUGUGCUGGUUUGAUGAACACUUUGGCUCAUUUUGUAUCGGUUUCUUGCUUCGUCUGCAGUUAUUUUCUUUCUCUCAUA
Lathyrus oleraceus (garden pea) is the source of this 1001-nucleotide messenger RNA. Its product is annotated as zinc finger A20 and AN1 domain-containing stress-associated protein 8. NCBI's taxonomy places the organism in Eukaryota, Viridiplantae, Streptophyta, Magnoliopsida, Fabales, Fabaceae. The record is from RefSeq and is a predicted model, not a curated record. Gene Ontology annotation, molecular function: DNA binding; zinc ion binding. The coding region runs from base 288 to 794 and encodes 168 amino acids. The transcript is spliced from 3 exons.